CUUCUCGCCACUAGAUGGAAGUCGCGUUCCGUCAAAAUAUUGGCAGCAGUUGCUGGCACCCUGACUCAAGAUUACAUCUGAGGAUCCGAACUAAUAGCUCUGUGGGUGUCCCACAUGACAUAUAUUAUAUCAGCGAACAAACAACUACACAUCGGCGGAUCAUCAGCCAGCACAUUCACUUCAUGUGUGGGUUUUGAGCAAAGUUUUUGAUGGCGUUCGCUGCAGGAACUUCUGGUCUUUACGUCAACCUCAGGACCAAAGCCCCCCCCCCCCUCCCAUCCCUCUCCUCCUCCUCCCUCCAUCCCUCUCUUGCUAUUCGAAUAGAGAGCCUGCGGAGCACUCUUUUGUUCAGUAGCGCUCAGCUGCUGGAGAGGUGAGCACCACUCGAGCGCUCAUCCACUCAUCGCGGCUGCUGCCUCGGCUCGUCUCCUAAGGAAGCGGGGAUACACUGUUCGAGACAGUCAUCCAGUGCAUGCAAAAAGGUUACCGCGCUUCCCAGGCAGCCCAACCCGACACCCAGAGCUGCUCCGUUUUAGCCCCCCGAACUUGCAGGGCUUUUACGCGUCGUUGGAUGGUUCAGCUCCCUCGUCUGUGGCGCUACCGCCUGCAUCGUAUCAGACCGACGCUCCUGUGAGGCUACAGCAUCGCUCUACAUUCCUGAGGACUGGACCUCACUUCAUCCGAAAGGUGCAGCAGGAUGCUGGGCGUACUGCCUGUGUGUGGAGUGCAGUGCCUGCUGGCCCUCCUUCUGCUUCAAACUGUGGGCUAUGGCAUAACCAACGCCGACGCUGUGGUGAAUAUGCGGAAGGUGACCCAUCAAACCAUUAGUGAGGAGCUGUCCAAAACCAUUCUGCUCCCCUGCGUCUUCACUCUCCGUCCCAGUUCAUCCCAUGAGCCCCCUAGGAUCAAGUGGACUAAGGUUUGGGGCCAAAGAGGUUCUGAUGGCCUGCAGAAGGAGCAGUCAGUCCUGGUGGCCAAAGAUAAUGUGGUCAAGGUGAAGAAGGCCUUCCAGGGUCGUGUAACGCUGCCUGGAUACAAUGAAAACCGCUACAACGCCAGUCUCGCUCUGUCAGGCCUACGUUCUAGUGACUCUGGUCUGUACCGCUGUGAGGUCGUGGUGGGCAUCAAUGAUGAGCAGGACACAGUUCCCCUGGAGGUCACAGGUGUGGUAUUUCACUACCGGGCCCCCCAUGACCGCUACGCCCUGUCCUUUGCUGACGCCAAGAAGGUGUGUGUGGAGAACUCAGCAGCCAUUGCAACACCAGGUCAGCUGCAGGCUACCUUCGCUGAUGGAUAUGACAACUGUGAUGCUGGCUGGCUGGCUGACCAGACUGUACGGUAUCCCAUCCAGUCUCCUCGGCCUGGUUGCUAUGGCGAUCGUGAGGACUCACCCGGAGUCCGUAACUACGGCAAUAGGUUCCCUGAUGAGCUGUUUGACGUGUACUGCUUUGCUAAGCAGCUUCAAGGUGAAGUUUUCCACUCCAUAGUCCCAGAGAAAUUAAGCCUGGCCACAGCCUCCACUCACUGCCAUUCUCUGGGAGCUCAGCUAGCCACUGUCGGGCAGCUCUACCUCGCCUGGCAGGCUGGCCUGGACCAGUGUGACCCUGGCUGGUUGGCUGACGGUAGCGUCCGCUACCCUAUCAACGUCCCACGGAAGAACUGCGGUGGAGACGAGCCUGGGGUGCGAACUGUCUACAGCAACCCCAACCGUACUGGCUUCCCUGACACCACAGCCUUGUUCGAUGCUUACUGCUACAGAGCCCACCAGCCAGCAGGAGUCCAGGCUGCAGAGGCACAGGCUUUGCACCAGACCGCCAACCCAUCAGCAGAGGCCAUGUCUUCAGCCACUGAAGCCCAGCAUGGUGCCCCUUUUUCCAAGACCUCCAACUGGACUGGCCUGGUUGACUUGGACAAUGCAGGAGUCCACUCCAUUGUGGGAAUCAACAACUCCUCUGAAAUCUCUGAAGAGCAUGUGGUCAUCCAUUUAAGGCCAGAGGAAGGCUGGGAUGAGAAACAGGAAGGACCUACAGCCAACAAACCCAGCCUGCAGGAGGUGUCUGAUGGUCCAAAAAGUAGCAACCCGCCAGGUCUUUCUGAUCUCAGGAGUUUGGAGAACCAUGGAGGUUCUGCUCAUGAGGAAGAAGAUAGUGGUUAUUUUGGAUCAUCUGAGACCCCAUUAUUAUUCACCAUAGCCUCUUCCACUCCCCAGACUCAAACUAGUAAUGGCAUGUUGGCUGAGUUUGUUAACACUCUGAUGAGGCCCUUUAGGUACUGGAGUGGAGGUGAGGACAUGGAGGGAACACAGAAAGGACCUUCAGUGGAAAAAGCAGGAGAGAACCAGACGCAGGGAGAAGGACCCAGCAGAACCUUGAAUGUACCAAAACCCAGUGGAAACAAGGGCAGUGUGGACAAUGCCAUCACGGAUCACAGGAGAGGUAGCUUUUCCUUCAUGGCUCCUACCAGUGGGCAACAGAAUCCAGUGGAAGGUCUCUCUGAGCAGGAGAAAGAGGUCAUGCCGCUGAUUCGAUUAGUGCCUGCAGUCCAAAGCACAGGACAAAGUGACACGACGACGCAGCCAGGAGAGCGAACCUCCAGCUCUCCCUCCACUCUUCAUGAAUUCACCACAUCAGAGCCCAAUGGGAAAGCACCACCCAGUGAACACGUCAACAUCUCUGGUUCUCCGGGUCCCAGAGAAAGCCUGGCUUUUCCCCCUGCCCCCAGCCACCACUUUCAAUGGGCCAUGAAGUCCAUGCGUGGCUCCAAACUUGGCCCCCCUGGUAAAGUGGCCUAUGUAGGUAAACGUCCCACUUGGGAGCCUAUGGAAGCCAAAGCAGGGCCACUUGAGAUGAUGACUCUCCCCACAUCCCUUCGACAGGACAACCCAGAGAACUAUUCAGGCCAGGGGAGGGACCAGGACGGAGAAGAUGCUAACACCCCAUCAGAUGCCAGAAUUGCAUCAGGGGAGGAAAGAGAGAUAGAGGGUAGCAGUGAAGGGAAAAACUUUCCUGAUGGGUUUGGAUUGAAAGCCGGCAACAUGGACAGCAGUGAUCCUGAAACAGAGUCUUCUCUUAGACAAAGCCAGACCGAGUUUGUGACUGUGGCAGAGCGCACCACUCUGUCCCAGUGGCAGCUAGUGGAGCAGCCCACCACCCCACCUCUGGGUUCCCAGGAACCAGACACAGCAGAGGAGGCCAGGGGAGAGAUCUUUUAUGUUCGACGGCCUACCGACAACCUCUCCUCUGCUUCCUCCCAAAGAGAAGAGGGUAGUUCAAAUUCAGGUUUUACUCCUGUUUUUAGGAAGCACAGUAAAGUCAUGAGCAGAAAGGAGACAAUGACUUCCACGCCUGAAGCCCUAAUGGAGGUUCUGACAACCUCUGAAAUGACCACAGUGGAACUUUUGAAAACCACAGACACACAGAGGACAGAUCCUGUCACCACAGUAGCCACGACAGAGAAGUUCUCAGACAAAGCCACUACAGAGGAACAGUCCAUUUCCAUUUCAUGGGUUCAGGAAAAGAAUGAAGAAACAACAAGUACACCUGACCUGCAGGAACUCUCAGCUACUCCAACACCCAGUGAGGGAUCUCAAACGACUACAGAUGUCAUUCAGUUGAUUACCUUUGCAUCAGACUCCAAGGCUGGCAUCACAGAAAUGGAGUCCAGGUCUGCAGUCUCUGAAUCCUUUGUGGUUGGAAGUCAGUGGACACCUUUCAAAGACAUGAGCCCAAAGUCAGAGGAGCACAAAACUUCAGUGACGACUGACGACAAAGAUGCAAACAACCCUUUCGGCGUUCUCGUACCCAACUGGGCCUUUGGGCUAAUCCCAUCAGUUGAGAGUAACCCAUGCCAGACCAACCCCUGCCUCCAUGGAGGGAGCUGCCUGCAGGAGGGUGACGGUUAUAGCUGCUACUGUCCUCAGGGCUUCUCUGGAGAGAGCUGCGAGAUCGACAUUGAUGACUGCCAGUCUAAUCCAUGCCAGAAUGGAGGAACCUGCAUCGAUGAGAUCAACUCCUUUGUGUGUCUUUGCUUGCCCAGCUACGGAGGAGCUACUUGUGAGAAAGACACUGAGGGCUGUGAGCACAUGUGGAGGAAGUUCCACGGCCACUGCUACAGGUACUUCAGCCGGAGACACACCUGGGAGGACGCCGAGAAGGACUGCAGGGAGCACAGCGGUCAUCUGGCUAGUAUCCACAGCCUGGCCGAGCAGAACUUCAUCAGAGGUCUAAGCCAUGACAACACUUGGAUCGGGUUAAAUGAUCGUACGGUGGAGGACGAUUUUCAGUGGACUGACAAGAUGGACCUGCAAUAUGAGAACUGGCGUGAAAACCAGCCGGAUAACUUCUUUGCAGGAGGAGAAGACUGCGUGGUUAUGAUUGCUCAUGAAAACGGAAAAUGGAACGACGUGCCCUGCAACUACAAUCUGCCCUACGUCUGCAAGAAGGGAACAGUGCUUUGCGGAGCCCCGCCUUCUGUGGAUAAUGCCUUCCUGAUUGGUCGGAAGCGUUCCCACUAUGACAUCCACUCUGUGGUGCGCUACCAGUGCGCCGAUGGCUUCCUGCAGCGCCACGUGCCCACUGCUAAGUGUCGUGCCAAUGGCAAGUGGGACCGGCCUAAAAUCAUCUGCAUAAAAUCCCGACGAGCCCACCGUUACCGACGCCACCACCACAAGGGCAGGAGGGAGCGCAGAAAGCACAGGAGGCAUGGCCACAGAGAGGGAGGGCACCACGGAGGGGUGCCGGGCCAAGGCCACGUCCAUGUCCACUUCUAAACCAAAAUAAAAAAAAAAAAAAAAAAAACCCAUCCCCUGUCCUUUUCUCCUCUGCUGCCAGCUGCAGUUUGCCUGUCGUCCCUUCCUCUCACCUCAUGUCCCCAAACAGUACUUCACACCUUAGAGCCUAAAACCCUCCCGAGCCCCCUUCCCUGCACCACACUGCCCUGCCCUUAGCGCUACUACUGGUUCUCUGAGUCAGUCUGUAUCACAGGCAACUCUGAGGCCUGCCACAGUGCUGCCAGGCAUCAGCGGGACAGUAUCAAAAUUAAAAAACUCUUUUUACUUUCAGCCCUCUGUUUUCCUUUCUUGUCUCAAUCUGUCUCUCUCUCUCACCUCCCCUCUAACUCGACCUAGUUACUCCCCCUCCAACUCAACAAUGACCUGAAACAUGGGGCUACGUUGACCUGUUUUGGAAAAAAGAAAACACCUUUGAGAACAUUCUUCGAAGACAAGUGGUUUAGUACAAACUAUAAAUAGGGACGACAUCAUUGAAAAUGCCGUAACAAAAUCAGACAAGUCGAGGAACACAAUCCAUGUUGUUGACUUGAGCCUUUUGUCUGUUGAACACAUUAUUUUUUACAAAUAUUCAGUGUUUAUCUCUUGACUCUGCUGCUUUUGGUUUUCUCUUUGUAAGACAUUGUGCUUAACUUAAAGCGAGUUGUUCUGAAACAGAUUUAAUUGAUUUACACAAUCACAGGCAGUUGUAAUUGAAUUAUUUGAUUGUUAGCGUUGUAUCUUCUUGUCAGUGUAAGACAGUUCCUUUAGAUCAGAUGCUAAACUCCCAGAGGAAAAUGGAAUACACACUGCAUUUCAAUUCAGUUUUGUCAUGCUGCACAUCAAUCACUUUUCAGAAGUGUCCAACAUCUCAGACUGCUCUUAAUGUCAUUGUCAAGGGUUAAUCUGACCCUUUGAUGUCAGUUUGUCCCAACUCAGCUCAGCAAUCCCACGCUUGCUUCACCAUUCCUCAUAAUAUGUCGCUGUAAGAGUGUGUGCUGUGAAUUAAUGGAGGUGAUGCAGCAGGGUGAAUUUCCUCUCGCUCAUCUGUUAUUUUGGAGUUUUACUUGUUUGGUCUGAUUGGUCUGAUGAGGAGAAAUUAUACCAUCAGCCAGGUAUGAGAGACACGGAGCAGGUUAUCUAAGUACAGACUGCACAGAAAAAAAAAAACAUUUGUUAUGAAUAAGGCUUGAAAUUUUACAUUUAGAAUUUCAAAACUUUUGUAUUUGGAAUAAGAUAAUCCUUGCAUUGCAUUUUUUUAUGUGUGUUGUGCCUUCACUGAACUGAAGCGACAGCAGGUCAGCAAAUUUCCAGACAGGUCUUUUUGUAUUGCACUGACACAUGACCAGCUUUUACUUUUGUGUAUCAGAGCAUGCAGCUAAUUUAAACUUGCCCCAAAGGUAGAUUAUAUUUCACAAAAAAAAAA
Messenger RNA from Scatophagus argus, 6191 nucleotides. RefSeq names its product neurocan b (gene ncanb). The coding region runs from base 698 to 4768 and encodes 1356 amino acids. The transcript is spliced from 17 exons. Gene Ontology annotation, biological process: cell adhesion. Lineage: Eukaryota; Metazoa; Chordata; Actinopteri; Scatophagidae. The record is from RefSeq and is a predicted model, not a curated record. Gene Ontology annotation, molecular function: calcium ion binding; hyaluronic acid binding.